AUGAAGUUCGAGAUCAGGUUCACCAGCUGCUUGCUAUUUGCGGCAACUGAGGCCGGUCCCAUUCCCACAAAGCCCAGCACCCAAAAGCCUCGGACUAAUGUCGACCAAAGCCUGUACGAUGAGCUGAUUUACUACGGCAAAUAUGCACCGACAUACCCAAACGCGCCAUGCCAGAUCCCUCCGCAAGGCACCGUGGUGCAAGGCUUCGCCAAUGCAGACCCAACAACGGAAAUGACACUGUUCCGCGCCGAUGGCGACCAAGAACUGGUCAUGGCCUUCCCAGGUACUGCCGGCCUCGAAGAUUUACUCACCGAUAUCAGUGCGACGCUCGUGCCGUAUGUCACUCCGGGGGUGAAUUGUUCAGCAUGUCAAGUCCACAUGGGUGGGUUGAAAGCCUGGAAUGCGAUACAACCCGAGGCGAAGAGAGUUCUCGAUCAGGCCAUCGCCGCAUAUCCGAGCUACAAGUUUAAGAUUGUCGGUCACCGUCUCGGUGGGAUGUUGACGAAACUGGCGUACACGAGUUUCGCUGCCCAGGGAAUAUGA
Molecule: messenger RNA, 543 nt
Organism: Fulvia fulva
Lineage: Eukaryota; Fungi; Ascomycota; Dothideomycetes; Mycosphaerellales; Mycosphaerellaceae
Product: putative feruloyl esterase A
Exons: 2
Coding region: 1-543 (180 amino acids)
Biological process (GO): lipid metabolic process
Source: RefSeq, a predicted model, not a curated record